This is a messenger RNA of Cynoglossus semilaevis (tongue sole), 11202 nucleotides long. It is a transcript of the gene zzef1, whose product is annotated as zinc finger, ZZ-type with EF hand domain 1. Gene Ontology annotation, molecular function: zinc ion binding; calcium ion binding. The record is from RefSeq and is a predicted model, not a curated record. Bases 183 to 9230 code for a protein of 3015 amino acids. The transcript is spliced from 54 exons. Lineage: Eukaryota; Metazoa; Chordata; Actinopteri; Pleuronectiformes; Cynoglossidae.
UACUAUGAAGAGAAGAAGUGUCAGACGUACAGUACGUCAACGCGGUAGUAGUAAACGGUGGACUUUUCACUGUAGGUUAAUGUUGGAGACGCCUGUCUGGCAUAACAGCAAGAAAACUGAAAUCAUACGAACUUUACGGGCCGAAGGGAUUCUCGGGGCCGCCCUAGGUCGCUGAAACAGUCAUGGGGAACCAAGAAAGCUCCUGUGGAGGAGGUAGCGGUGACGAAGAGGACAUAGAAACAGAGCACACCGGUUUCGCGGAAGACAGCCCGGCCUCUGCGGCCACUGGUGGCGGUGUCGGAAGCGCUGGAGGGUCCGGUUCUGGUAGAAACGGACAUAGAUCGAAUAACCCCAGCAGGCCCACCGGCGGACCGCCCAGUCCCGGUGUCCUCUUAGAGCAAGUGAAACUGAGAGAAGCGGCGGCCCGUAUUAGUGACUCAGGGGUCGCCAUUCAAGAGUCCGUCCUCGCAGGGAAUGAAGGAGUUCUGGUGCGGUGGCUGGAAGACCGUUUGAACAGAGGAGAAGAGUCUGUCAAUGUGGAACAAUUUUGUGAGAUGUUGGAGAGCAGAGAUGCUCAGAGAGAUCAAUGUGAAGAGGCUUUUGGACAGUUUGACGCAGAAGGAGAUGGCGUGGUGGAUGUGGAGACCAUGCUGAGUGCUUUAAAGAACUCCAAUGGAGCAAAUCUACAGGGAGAACUCAGUCAUGUCAUUAGACAGCUGCAGGCUUGUUCCCUAACCCCAGGGUUUGUUGACAUUUUCUCUAAGACGAAGGACCGGUUAAGGGUGCAUGCCUCAAAGAUCCUUAAGUUUUUACACAGGAACCGUAUUCCUAGUAGUGGAAUCCCUUUCCCAGUCUUGGAAGGCUACAACAGCAUCUGCACCAUGAGGUCCAUUGUGGUCCAGGACUACUUGGAAUUCCUCUUGCAGAAAGAGAAAGAUUUACAUAUAGAAUACAGAGAUGAGCUGGACUGUGAUCCAGAGGUGGACAAGGUCAGAGUGGUCACCCAGUGCUACAGCAAGAUAGAAGCCUCUUCUAAUGUUUUUGACGUUUACAAGAUGACAAAUGGAGAAACCUCUUCCUUCUGGCAGUCAGAUGGCAGUGCACGCUCUCACUGGAUCAGGCUUAAAAUGAAACCAGGUAUUGUCUUGAGACGACUGGCCAUUGCUGUGGCUUCAAACGACCACAGCUACAUGCCCCAGUUGGUCUCGGUCGCUGCGGGAAAGAAGCACUGUUCCCUGCAGGAAAUAAGAGAGAUUCGAAUCCCCAGCAAUGUCACAGGCUACGUCCCUCUCCUGGAGAAUGCAAACGUCACACACCCCUACAUCCAAAUCAACAUUAAGCGAUGCCUGAGUGAUGGAUGUGACACAAGGAUUCAUGGCUUGAAGACUCUUGGAUAUCAGAUCACCAUAAAGAAAAAAGAAGUCUCUGUUUCGGAUGCUUCUGCCAUCUGGUACCUGUCUCUCCUCACCUCCUUGGUUACUGCUUCAAUGGAGACAAACCCUGCACUCGCUCACACCGUCCUUCAGAGCACACAAAAAGCGUUGAGUCAUAUGCCACCACUGUCUCUCACACCAUCAUCCACAGAGUUCCCCAAGUUCUUCUCUGUUAACAUCCUGGGGGAGGUGGAUGAAUUCCUGCUCAGGAUUGCCAACUGCUGUGUCAGUCCUGAUGCUGAACUUACCCUCUUAGCCUUUGCCCUAGCCAGAGGCAGUGUGGCCAAAGUGCUCCAGGCUCUGUCAUGUCUUAUUGAUCAUUUGGAGAUGGAGUAUAAAGCUUCCUCCAUCAUUGUGUCUAUGUCCUCCGUUAGGCUGCGACUUCUCUACCGCAAUGGUAAACCCCUGCAGCUGCAUCUUCAGGCCUGUGAUGUGAAGAGUAAAGAGGAAAAAUCCGGACCUGAAAACAUGCUCACAGAGUCUUCCACUGGAGACGGUUUCCUCACACAAAGUGGCAAGAAGAAGGCCAGUGUGAUCCUGUCCACAGAGGACCAGAACAACUUCCAGGUCACUCAGAUGAAGAUCAGCGUGCGAAAAGGAGCAAUUGGGCCGAAAUGCGGCCUGGUGUUUGCCUACAGAGAGGAAGACCCUUUUGAUGCAGCAAGACAUUUCAAGAGGUUCCAGAAGUAUGACUCGUGGGACUACAAGGACUACAGAAACUUUGUACAAGACAGUGUGCGGGUUCCAGAACGCUCUGAGGAUGAACCAAUUGGAUGGUUUGAGCUGGAGGACGACUGGGAUGAUUUGGAAAUUAAACUGCAGCAGUGUCGCGUAGCAAAGUUCCUGAUGGUGAAGUUCCUCUGCACCAGACAGGACUCUGCAGAGCGCCUCGGUGUGCAGUCCGUUAGCUUCAAUGGAUACCUUUGCCCCAGAGAAGAGAAAGUGGGUGACCUGGAAGACCUGGGCGCAGAAGGACUAAGCCCUGACGGAGAUGUUGUCACUGGCCUUUGUCUACUUAACAAGACGCUGUUCUUCAUUCAGCAGCUUACACAAGACAUGAAUUCUCACUUCAAGCAGAAGUAUCUCCUGGACUUCAGUGGCCUUAGCCUCCACCUCUUUUGGGGUUUCUACAGUAAACUGAGAGAGAUUGAUGGAGAAGAGAUGUUAAAGAGCAGAAUUCUUCUGCUUCAGUUGAUGCAAAACUGUUUCCCAGUGCUGCACAAUCUACUGGAGUCUAAGGGUCUAGAUGAGAGCUCAGAACCUGAUGAUCGGGGUCCUGCAGCCACUUGUCCAUCCACGUCCAGCAGUGAGGAGCCUACAAAAGACUUUGCUAGAGCAGUGUCUGAACUCUACAGUCAUCUCUGCCAGAUUGUGGAUGAUCCUGAUGGAGAAACAUCAGUGGAAAAGACUUUGCAUAAGGAAGCGGUCAAAGCCAUUCUGAAUGGAGCUGCUGUUUUCUUUCCUGAUAAACAAGCCAGACGUGACAAACUCUUCCACAUGAUGAAAAAUAUUACUGAAGACGACCAGCCGGAGUCGUUGAAGGUGACGUUUGAAUCACUGUGUAAUUACUUCAGUGAUCAGGACCCGAGUGGCCUUCUGAUGCUGCCGCCGAAAGGCGCUCCGGCAGAUUUCAAUGUUAGCCCUAUAUUGUCAGUCAUGGAGACAUUGCUAUCAGUUGCCACACAAGAGUGUGAAGUUAUCAUGGUGAAUGGGAGCAGUGGACCUAGCAGGACAGUGCUGCUGUCCUUGUUCUGGGCUCUGCAGGGCAGCCUGCUCUCUUGGUGCUACCUGCAGCUCAAAGGAGGAAUUUCGACGGUUGUUGCCAUGGACCUGACACGAGACAUUCUACUAAAGUAUGUGAAUCAGUUCUUGGAGAGCUUCAAAACUGUCAUUCUCUCCCUCCUGGGGAGAUACACUGGUGCUGAAAUCACUGAGAAACUUGGCAGCUCCAUUCUAGCCACGGUCUUCAGACAACUGAUGGUCUUUCUUCUGGAGUUGUGCUCGCUGGACAUACCGCACAGUGUUUUGCUAAAGAGCUUCUCCUCUCUGGUCGAGCCACUUAAAGGCCUUUCAAGUGACUCUGAAUACACGCUCUCCAAGGUUGAUCAAGAGAGCUGGCACCAACCACAGCAGCCAGUGGUGCUGAGGACCUGGAACAUCGAGUCACCUCACAACUAUGAGAACAGCUGCCAUGAGACCAGCAUCUUUGCCUGUCCUGGUGCUACCUCCUUUGAGGUAGAGUUUGAUGAGCGCUGUGAGACAGAGAAGAGAUAUGACUACCUGGAAUUCACAGAUUCCAGAGGUGGCAAGGUCCGCUACGAUAUGAAAGUGGGAACUGAGAAGUGGCCAAAGAAAGUGACAUUUGAUGCAGGCCCUCAGCUUCAGUUUCUCUUCCACUCUGAUAGCAGUAAUAAUGAGUGGGGUUACAAGUUCACUGUGACAGCGCUGGGACUCCCAGACAUCACAAUUUCUUGGAUGUCAGACCUUCAGCUGCUGGUGGCUCGCCUAAUGGGUCGUCUCUCAUCAAGGACUUUAGCACUGAAGUCUCCCCAUGAGACACGCACAAUCAAAGAGCUACCCGCAGGGAAAAUGUCCCACGUUCAGUCGUCUCCUUUGUGGAAACCCAUCCUACGACAUGGCCUUUGUGAAACAAAGGAGACAAAUCAGACCAGAACGACCUCAGAUCAGACAAAUACGUGGACCCUUGAUGAUGUAAUGAGCUUCCUGGAAAGUUUUGCUCGCUGGAAUCCCUCACAAGAUUUGAAAGACAGCAGAACUGAUCUGAUGAAGAGACUGAUGCACUGCUUCCGACAACAGAUAAUGAAGACUGAGAUAGCAGUGGGGUCAAAGACGGACCAAGCUGUAAAUGCUAUUUGGGCUGCCAUGGUGUACCACACACCAGCUCUCAAUAGUGCCCUUCAGGCCUAUGUUAAUCAGGACUACAAGGCCUGUCUCAGUGAAGAGUUUGUGCAAGCGUAUUUAUUUGCUGACAGUAUCAGAACAUGGAUGUUGGAGAUGAAGCAAAGAUAUCUUGUCGGCAAAAUGAAUGAUGAUGAGAAGGAAGGAGCUCCUGAUGAGGUCACGAUGGAGUCUCUAGCUGAGGUGUGCAUUGAGAAGAGCCUGCUCCUGUUCAGAUUUGCCCCAUGUGGAGUUACAAACCAGGACAGUGACUCAUUCAAAGCUACAGAGGGCAGCAGUGUGCCUUUCCUCCGCUCAACUUCCAUUUCUGAAGGAGACUUCCAGCCCAGUCCGUCUUCAGGAGGUCAGACCACUGGGGCUGUCAGGGGCCAUGGGGGCAGUGCUCCGAGCGUCACCCAGGACUCUUGUGUGAAGAGCAGACAAGGCUCCAAAGACUCCACAGAAAACUUCACAAGUCAGUCUGGAGAACCAGCCUCGCCCUCUGCUUUUCCCCGAAAACCCCCAUUUAAUCGGUCCCGCUUUCGCCUUCUGUCCUGCCGAUCUACAGAGGGGCCCCACAUGGCUCCUUCUGUCAAAGACCGCUAUCCCAUGCUCAAACACAUCCUUAAUUUUAUAAAAGACCAGGCUCUUACAACAGCAAGUAUUUUGCAGACGCUGUCCCUGAACAGAGCCCAGGCUUUAAGUGUGUGUAAGGUCCUUCAGAUGGUUCCACAGUGUUUGACCUCCCUGGGAAAGCCACAUCUGUUCCAAGCUCCCUGCAUCUUGUUCUUACAAGAGAUGCUGACAUGUCAGAAGGAAUUUACCAGUUAUUUCUCCCACUUGUCAGACAGUGGGGAGAAGAUUGGAGGUGAGGUGAGGCAGUCCUACCAUCACUUGGUGCUGAUGCUGGUAGAAGCAGUGCAAGGCUUCAGCAGUCUUAAUGAAAAAGCUUUGCUGCCAGCUCUGUCAUGUGUGCAGACGUGUUUGUUGCACCUUCUGGACAUGAACUGGGAACUAAAGGACCUAGAUCUCUUUCUGAACAUCAAGCUUCCAGAUCUUCUUCUCAGCAUGUCCCAGGAGAAUAUCAGCGUUCAUGACAUUGCCAUCAGCCAGUGGACAGAAGAAGAUGAAAUUGCAGACUACAAGAAGAACCAGGAAUGGAUGGAUGAGUUUAUGGAUGGAAUGUUUGAGAAGUGGUGCGACAAGAUUGAUGAGGAGGAAUCCUUGGAAGACAGGAGGAAGAUGCACAUGUUCAUUGCACGCUAUUGUGACCUGCUAAAUGUGGUCAUCUCCUGUGAUGGCUGUGAAAGGAUGGCACCGUGGCAUCGCUACCGAUGCCUCCAGUGCAUGGACAUGGACGUCUGCAAAACCUGCUUCCUUAGUGGCACCAAGCCUGAAGGUCAUGAGGAUGACCAUGAAAUGGUGAACAUGGAAUACGCCUGUGACCACUGCCAAGGACUCAUUGUUGGCAGCAGAAUCAACUGCAAUGUAUGCGAGGACUUCGACCUGUGCUUUGGGUGUUACAGUGCCAAAAAAUAUCCUGACAGUCAUCUACCCACCCAUCGCAUCACCGUGUACCCGAUGGUCACAAUAAGAAUCAGUGACCGUCACCGCCUGAUCCAACCCUACAUCCACAACUACUCCUGGCUCCUGUUUGCUGCUUUGGCUCUGUACACAUCAGGACUGAGCAGUGAGAAGGAGAUUGAGGGAGAGGUGUUGGACAGCAGCACACUGAGCCAGGCCUCCGACCUGCAGACACGCUGCUCUCAACUCAUCACUGAUUGUUUGCUCAAAGGGCAGAGCAGCAAAGGCUUACGUUCUUCUGCUUUGCUGGCGCUUCUGUCUUCCAAUGACUCGGCUUCUGAAAGUGAGCUGUGUCCAGUCUCUCCAACGUCUUCUCAGGAACUAAGUGCAGCCACUGACGCAUCUUCACUGCCUGGCAGCACGGCAGCCAUCUGCUCCCCAUCAUCACCUGGGGAGAAGACCAAACCAUCAGGACAAGACAAAAAAGUGAAGGAGAUGGAAUCUCCUCCUGCUCCUCUUCCAGAGUUUCAGCCAAACACUGAAGACGGCAAGAAAAAGAAAUUAGUCACUCAAGAUACACUUGAGUCCCCAAGUCUUAGCCAGACUCCAUCUAUGUCCAGUGAGGACCCUCUGUCUCCUGUGAUCCUGCAUCCAGAUUCAGCACCAGAGACGGUUAACUCCCCAGCAUUGGACCCAGUCAAGGUGUUUUCAGAGUGUUCCAAAGAAAGGAUCCUGGGACUUUUAGCAGCCAUGUUGCCUCCAGCUAAACAAGACAGUGCCCUGUGCCUUGCCAGUAUGAGCUCCAUCCUGCCGCAGCUUUUCAGGGCAGUGAUUUCCAACGCUGGCUCUCUCAACGAGACCUACCACCUCACCCUGGGGCUGCUGGGUCAGCUGCUGCUCAGAAUCUCCCCACUAGAGGCUGACAUCGCUGUAACAGAGGCCCUGGCUGACAAGUACGAGUUGAUGACACAAGGAGAGAGAAUCACGUCAGACAUGGAAGGUUGGAGAACCACUCAGCUGCUUUUCAGCCUGGGAGCCAUCUGUUUAGACAGCCGUAUUGGUCUGGAUUGGGCGUGCACAGUUGCGGAUAUUUUACACAGCCUGAAUGUUAGCCCUGAGUGGAGCACAGUCAUCGCCUCCUUUACUGACCAUUGUAUCCAGCAGCUGCCCCAAACACUCAAACGUACCAACCUGUUCACUCUGCUGGUGCUGGUGGGCUUCCCUGAGGUGUUGUGUGUAGGAACUCAGACGGUGUUCAUCGACAACGCCAACGAACCGCACGACAUGAUCUUGUUCAAACACUUCACUGAGAGGAACCAUGCUGCAGUGGUGGACAUUAAGACCCGCAAGCGGAAAACAGUUAAGGACUAUCAACUCAUCCAGUUUAAGGAUUCCACAUCAUCCAGCCUGGCAAGACCAACUGAGAGCAAGGUUUCUCCAGAACCUUUGCUCAUCUCUUACCUGAGUAAUUUCACAGCUAUUAUUAGCCACUUGCUGCAGGCCAGUCAGGACAGUAGCUCUGCUGAUGCUGUGGAAGCCACCUGGGUCCUGUCCUUGGCCCUGAAAGGACUCUACAACACACUCAAGAAACAUGGAGUGGCUCAAGCUCAGGAAACUGUUCAGCAGUCAGGACUGACAAAGCUGCUGGUGAGGAAGUGCAGCAAAGGCACUGGUUUCAGCAAGCUGUGGUUGCUGCGAGACCUGGAGAUUCUCUCCAUCAUGCUCUACUCCUCGAAGCGGGAGAUCCACUCCAUGGCCCAGGAUCCUGAUCGAGAACCAAGAGAGCAGGAGAAGGAGCACGACUCUGACCAUUCCAGUUGCUGUGCUGAUGACCCUGAGGUCAACAGACCAGACCCCUUAGAGGGUCUUGAUGAGGAGACAAAGAUUUGCUUCCAGAUCACCCAUGAUGCCUUAAAUGCCCCUCUGCCCAUCCUGCGGGCCAUGUAUGAGCUGCAAAUGAAAAGAACGGAUUCGUUUUUCCUGGAGGUUCAGAAGAGAUUUGAUGGUGAAGAAAUUAAAACAGAUGAAACCAUUCGAACCCUCGCUCAGAAGUGGCAGCCCAUCAGGCAGCAUCGCACUGGUGAGAGGAACACCAAGGCUGUGGACACAGACAUGAUCGUGUUGUCCUGCAUGUCAAAGCCCGGUCACUGUGAAAAGGCCACAGAGGAGCUCAACGUAGUGGCCCAGAAACUCAUCACAAAUUCAGAAAGUGACCUGCAGCUCAGUUAUGCCAAACAGAGACGCACCAAAAGCUCGGCCCUUUUGCACAAAGAACUGAAUGUGCGUAGCAAUCGAGCGGUUCGUCAAUAUCUGGUGAAGGUCAACGAGGCCAUCGCAACACUGUAUGCCCGGCACGUGCUGGCCACGCUGUUAGCUGACUGGCCUGCAGACGCUGCACUGAGUGAGGAGGCCCUGGAACUGAGUGGUGCCUCACACAUGGCCUACAUCCUGGACAUGUUAAUGCAGCUGGAAGAGAGGCCUCUCUGGGAGAAGAUUCUCCAGAGGGUCCUGAAGGGUUGUGGCCAGAAUAUAUUGUGCAGUCUGUCUCUUACUGCUUGUCAGUUCAUGGAGGAGCCAGGUAUGGCUGUGCAGGUCAGAGAGUCCAAACACCCGUAUGAAAACAACACCAAUUUUGAGGAUAAGGUGCACAUCCCUGGGGCCAUCUACCUGUCAGUGAAGUUCGACUCUCACUGCUACACAGAGGAAGGCUGCGAUGAGCUUGUUAUGGCCAGCAGCAGUGAUUUCCUUCAGGAUGUGCACACUUUCAGUGGCUCCCCACAGAAAUGGUCUGAUUUUGAGAUUCCUGGUGAUACACUGUACUACAGAUUCAUGUCAGACAUGAGCAACACGGAGUGGGGCUACAAAUUCACCGUUACUGGAGGUCACAGAGGACGAUUUCAGACAGGAUUCGAGAUACUGAAGCAAAUGUUAGCUGACGACCAGGUGCUCAGUCACCUGGCAUUUACUGACAUAUGGGAGUGGCUGGUGGGCGUGGCCUGUCGUCAGACUGGAAACCAACGACUCAAAGCCGUUCACUUGUUGCUCCGCCUCCUGCAGUGUCCAUCUCAGACGGCCUGUGAGCUGACAUUGCUGCGACCUCUGUGGCAGCUUUUCAUUUCCAUGGAAAACAACCAAAACCAGGAUCCCACCAGUAUCACUGUGCUGCUGCCUCUCCACAGAGCGCUCACUGAACUCUUCUUUAUUGCUGAAGCUCGAGCCAUCGAAAAGAACAUCCUUCAGGAGUACUUAUUAUCCAUGACCACCGACGAGCAGCUCCUCAAUCACACUGCAAUGGCUCUGAAGAACAUCGCUGCCAUCAGCCUGGCGAUAAAUUACCCCAAUAAAUCUACCAAACUACUCAACAUGUCCUCCUGAGUGAUCUACUGAGAGAACAGAGGAGACGACCUGAAGAGGACUCAUGCUGACUCCUGUCGGUUCACACUGAUCAAGGAGCCCAGGUGUGAGGGAGGGAAACCUCUGGGGCCGCCGGGUGCUUCUCUCCUCACACGACCCCCAACCUCCACGCUGGUAACUCACUGAACUUGUGUGGCUAUGAGCUGUGGUGGUGGUGGGAACUCACAGAGCACUUUCCACGCCCACUCAAAACCCCAUUUUGCCUUAGGUGUAUCCAAUAUAUCAGCAUGUCCAGUCACUGGAACGCUUUUUCUUUCUUUCUUUUUUUAAAAAGGAUUUUUACUUGAAGAUGCCAUCAGAAGGACAUGGUGCGUGCCAAAAUUCCCGACAUUCGCUACGUAACCCCUCUCCGUCAAAUCUUUUUUCCUAAACAUUAGCUCCUGGGGUAGAACUCUUGAUGAUGUUGAAAGCAGGUCACCUUGGUGGUAAAUCUCAGAGGACGUGCAGGGCAUCCUAAAAAUACCCUCUAGGAUGGUGUAGUCUCAUUAGUCACCACUGGGAGCGAGUUCUCGCUCCUUUAGCCCUUUCUUCUCCGUUGUCCUCUUCCCACCGUUGUUCUUUCUAAAAGGAGAAGUGGAACGUGGGCGUCUCUGGGCCUUUGCUGUGCAGUUUGUUCAGCAAACCAUCACAAACAUUCUUUUUAAUCACACAGAAAUAAGAAUUACGGGCUAGAUUUUUUUUUUUCUUUUUGCAUAGGAAAUAACAUUUAAGCUGAGACAAAACAUUGCGAUGACAUAUUUUGAUUUAAACAUCCGCACAUUUUCAGAAUUAAUCACCAUUUUUUAAUUUUGUUUAAAUAUUAUUUACACAAAAACAUAAUAAUUACAUUAACAUUACAAAACAUAAUUACGCCAUUAUGUUCAGACAUGUUCUGUGGCAAAAACAUCUAAUACAUAUAUCAGAGCGUGAGAAUAAACAUGGGCAUUACCACUGUUGACAAGUGAAGCUGGUGUACUGGUAUCCAUGUUGUGAUUUCUGUACAUUUAAGAAGACAGGAUUCUUAACUCUUCUCUCUCUUUCUUUCUUUCUUUUUUAUUUCUCACAUUAAUGUGAAGCUUUCAUCAAUAGAUAUUACGUCAGAAUCUGAUAAAUCUAGACAACCCAGUCAGAGCUGCAUUAGUCACAGUCCUGCCGUGAGAUUGUGAUAAAUGAUUCAUUCAUUAUUUUUGUAGGUUGUUAAAUCUAUGCCUACAGAGUGUAGCAAAAAGAUUCUGUUUUCUGUUGGAGAUCAUGGUGGUUUUAUACCAAAGAAACCAAUCAUUGUGAGCCAUAAAACUCACGACGGAGGCCCUGACGGAGUUGAUUUCACGUUCAUCACAGGAAGUUACCGUGUGAAAUGCUGGCGUGAUUGAUGCCUAAAGACGUUGUUCUGUUCAGUUUGGGGUUUUUUUUAUUAUUAUUUUUAUUAACCUUGACCUUUGAACUGGUCGCUGCAAAGAAUGUAUGAAGGCUCACUGGUUUUUGUUUACUCCGCUGCAGUGAGGACAGAGAGAGAGAGAGAUGUGUUUCCUCUAUUCGGCUUCCAAAACACCUCACCUAUCUAUUAUGUGCCUAGCUCAAAACUCAAGCAAUCCUAGUUUAACUCAUGUGAGUGAAAUAGUUAUUGAUUCUAUUUUAAAGAGAAAUAUAUUGUUUAAUUUGGAACUCUUUUGUAACUUUUUACUUUUAAAGGUUCAUUUCACAGGAAUGCUUGAUAUUCAAAGCUGAUUUAUUUGAAUGUACAUAUCUGUCGAUAUUUAUUGCACAAGAUGCAAAAGACUUUGGUAUUUACCCCAUAAAAAUAUAGCCUUUACUGAGCACUAACAGACGGAUGUUCAUUUUGUAUGCAUGGCACAUUGAAGGUAAAAAAAAAAAAACAGAACAAAAACAGAAAUGUGGCCUGGGUUGAAAUGUGAUUCAUUUCUAAUUAAAAUUGAAAUUAGAUAAAUAUAAA